UGCCCCGGGGAUGCCCGGCGGGGCCGCGGCCUGAGGCGGCCGCCCGCCCGCCGCCAUGCCGGUGAAGAACCGGUACAACCUGGUGGACGAUGGCUGCGACUCCCGCGUCCCGCUGCACAACGAGGAGGCCUUCCAGCACGGCAUCCACUUCCAGGCCAAGUACAUCGGCAGCUUGGACGUCCCCAGGCCCAACAGCCGCGUGGAGAUUGUGGCAGCCAUGAGGAGGAUUCGGUAUGAAUUCAAAGCCAAGAACAUUAAGAAGAAGAAAGUGAGCAUCAUUGUGUCUGUGGAUGGGGUGAAGGUGAUUCUGCGCAAGAAGCAGAAGAGAAAGGAGUGGACCUGGGAUGAGAGUAAGAUGGUGGUGAUGCACGACCCUGUGUACAGAAUCUUCUAUGUGUCUCAUGACUCACAAGAUCUGAAAAUAUUCAGUUACAUCGCAAGGGACGGCGCUAACAACUCCUUCAGGUGCAAUGUCUUCAAAUCAAAGAAGAAGAGCCAGGCCAUGCGCGUGGUGCGCACCGUGGGCCAGGCCUUCGAGGUGUGCCACAAGCUGAGCCUGCAGCACGCGCUGCACAACGCCGACGGGCAGGCGGACGGCGCCAGCGACAAGUCGGCCGAGGAGCAGCCGCUGGAAGUUCACCAGAUAAAGGGCUCCAAGAUCACAGACGUGGAUGAGGUUGGCAUCGACUCUGAUGGCAUCUGUGUGUCUGAGAGGGGACCCCGAGAGCUGCCCACUGCCAGGGGGGACCUUGGCAUGCUGAAACCUGGACAAGCCUCUAAGGAUAAGAACUCCCAGGACCCCGAGGUCUGCUCCCUGCCCCCGGCCGGCUCACAGCCGCUGCUCAGCCCGGGCAGUCCCUGCUCCUCGGCCUCCAUCACGCCGCUGGCCUCGCAGCACUGCCUCCAGCUGCUCCAGCAGCAGCUCCUCCAGCAGCAGCAGCAGACACAGGUGGCCGUGGCCCAGGUGCAGCUCCUGAAGGACCAGCUGGCAGCUGAGACAGCAGCGCGGAUCGAGGCUCAGGCGCGGGUGCGGCAGCUGCUGCUGACCAACCGGGACCUGCUGCAGCACGUGUCCCUCCUGGUCCGGCAGCUGACGGUGCUGGAGGCCCGGGAGCAGCACCGGCAGCCGGUUGACCGCUCCUUGCAAAACCUGUCGCUGGCUCAGUCCCUCUCCCUGAACCUGAAGAACCACUACAGCCUGGACAUCCACCUGCCCUCCACCUCCAGCCCCGCCAGCAUCCUGGGCAGCCCCGUGGCCCCCGGCUCGCUGCCAGCCCUGGGCCCCGGGGACUCCUACCUCAACCUCGGCAGCCUGGAGAGGGGCAGCAAGGACGGGGACGAGUGUGUGUCUGUGCUGGAGGGGCAGGACGGGCUCAGCCGGCGCGUGGAGGGCUCCGAGGUCAGCGAGUUCACUCUGCUCAGCAGCAGCAGCCGGCACAAGGACGACACAGACAGAGGGGACGAGGACAGCAGGCGGCAGCAGCCCAUCCCCAAGCUCAACCCCCCGCCGCCCAUCCUGCGCAAAAGGUCGAGCAAGACCUCUCCGAGCCUGGAGGUGGAGGCGAAGCCUGAGAGCGCUGCCCACGUCAGCCUGCCCAGCCCCGGCCUCUGCAGCCUCAGCAGCGCCGCCGCCAGCUCGCUCACCCUCACGGACCCUGAGGGCAGGACUCCGGCACGGAGCGCUGCCCCCGGCACAGAGCCCCCCGCUGCGGGCGGCUGGGCGCGGGGCAAGGGCAGGACUGCAGAGAGCGGGCACCCGUCCCCCCUGGCCAACAGCCGGGAGCCUGCGGCCACAGCGGCCCUGGGGAAGGACUUGGCCGCCCUGGGCAGCCCCACGGACAGCUCGCUGCCGCUCUGCCCCGCGGACGACACCCGCUUGCACAUCAGCUUCUCGGAAGAUGAGCUGCUCGAACCGGAGCUGGACACUGCCCUGGGGCCCUGCAGGGUCCCCUCGUAGUGGGGCUGCAGGAGGUGGCAGCUCCAUCCCUUUCCCCCCAGCAGCUGGGGCUGGGGAGCCCUGUGCCUGGGGUGGGAGGCAGAUCUCUGCUGUCCCCAUCCCACACAGCAGCUUCCCCCACGUACGGUGCUGCCACCCAGGACACGACCAGGCUGGGCCCUGCCCUCGCUCUGCACCAGCUCACUCUGCCUUCCCUGCUGCCCAUCCCAGGGCUCCCUCCUGGCACCUCUCUGCCGCUCCCUGGCAGAGACACCCCGUGUCACUCCCCACAUGCCUCCAGUGGCUGUGUGGCUGCUGGCAGCCUCACACCAGCCCCAGCCCUCCCGCAGCAGAAGAGCCUUUGCCAGCCCUGGUGCCGUGGCCUGUGGGGGGCUCUGGGGGGGCGAGAGGCCAGCAGGCAGCGCUGCUGGAGGCCACAGCACACAGCAGGAUGGGGCUGGUGUGACGGGCCCUGGGGAGGUUCCCCCCAGUCAGCACCUCUGGGAGACACUCCACAGCAGAAACAUCCCCCAGCAUCGACCGAGGGGAGCCCCUGGGGCUGUGAGCACUGGGCAGAGGCUGCUGGCACUGACCCAUCCCAGCAGCUGCCACCGACAGCCACGGUGCCACUUCUCCAGGGCAGCCUGUGCCCACCAGCACCAUGCAGCCAGCCCAGCUUUUGGGGACACCAGCCCCACUGCUGUGUCCCCACGCAGCAAAGCCACCACUGCCUCCCUCCACAGGUGCCUUUUCCUGUGCCCCAGCACCCACUGCCAACACAGACUGGGGCCACCACCCCAGAGACCACUAACUGGGAGCAGGGUGACCCCAGAGCUGGGGACUGCAGGCAGGAGGCUGCUCCAUCGUGCUGAUGUUAGAGUGUUGUGCUUUGGGGUUUAUGUCAGAAGUGUGAGUGUCCUGGGAUGAGUUGAGGUUUAAGGAUGAAGCCCAGCCCUGGGUGAAGGGUUGAGGUGAGGACACGUGUGUCCCUCACCAGGGGCAGGUUUUGGGGAGGGACUGAAGGAGACGCUUGUCCACCUCAGUUGUUUGUUAGAGGAUGUUAGGAAAGUGUUGGAGGGUCAAGUUGGGGAAGUGUUGAGUAGAGAUGGAGCCUUGGAGCAGCCACACUGCCUGUUCCCAGCAGGGCCCUGCUCCCACAGGGGGAUGGACACACAUCCUGGAGCCAGGCAGGGGAUCCAGCUGUGGGCUGGGGGAGCAGCACCCUGGGCCUGGGGCUUGGAGAGCUGCGGCGGGGCCGUCCCGUAGCGUGGUAGAGAUGGAGCAGCACGUGUGUAGGAACCAAGUACCCUGCAGUUUGGUAACUGACUUUUAAAGAAAACAAUAAAAGUGUCUGAUUUGCA
Messenger RNA from Colius striatus (speckled mousebird), 3297 nucleotides. Its product is annotated as carboxyl-terminal PDZ ligand of neuronal nitric oxide synthase protein-like. The transcript is spliced from 11 exons. Gene Ontology annotation, molecular function: nitric-oxide synthase binding. The record is from RefSeq and is a predicted model, not a curated record. Lineage: Eukaryota; Metazoa; Chordata; Aves; Coliiformes; Coliidae. The coding region runs from base 56 to 1957 and encodes 633 amino acids.